This is a messenger RNA of Pseudophryne corroboree (corroboree frog), 3525 nucleotides long. RefSeq lists its product as uncharacterized. The record is from RefSeq and is a predicted model, not a curated record. Bases 1 to 3525 code for a protein of 1174 amino acids. Gene Ontology annotation, biological process: DNA integration. The transcript has 4 exons. NCBI's taxonomy places the organism in Eukaryota, Metazoa, Chordata, Amphibia, Anura, Myobatrachidae. Gene Ontology annotation, molecular function: nucleic acid binding.
AUGUCAGAAUAUAUUGGCACAAUAGCUGCAUUUGAUGGUACUAUAGAGGACUGGGCUACAUAUAUUGAGAGAGUGCAGUUGUAUUGUGUUGUUAACGCAGUGCAAGGAGACAGGAAGGUUCCAGUAUUACUCAGUGUAAUGGGUGCCCAAACAUACAGUCUGCUGAGGAGUUUAAUAGCACAUGAGAAGCCAGCCAACAAGUCCUUUACUGACAUUGUGGACAUUUUACAAAAGCACUUAAACCCCAAACCAUUAGUGAUUGCUGAAAGAUUCAGGUUUCACAGAAGGAAUCAAUGUGAAAGUGAAAGCAUUUCUAAAUACAUUGCAGAGCUGAGGAAGUUAUCUGAACACUGUGCAUUUGGAGCAGGGUUAUCAGAUGCUCUAAGAGACCGUUUAGUUUGUGGGAUGAAAAGUGCAAGUACACAAAAGAAAUUGCUGGCUGAGCCUGACCUGACCUUAGAGCGAGCACUGGCCAUAACUAUUUCACUGGAGACUGCAACCAGGGAUGCAUCAGAAUUGAAGCAAAAGGCACCAGAAUGUACUCCCAAUCCAGUUCAUUUGUAUCAGAGACUGUCCUGUGUUUGCUGUGGGAAGUCCUCACAUGAUGCCAGUCAGUGCUGGUUUAAAGACAAAGUGUGUAGAAAAUGUAAGAAAAGAGGCCAUAUUGAAAGGGUGUGCCAGUCAGGGAAAACACCAAACCGCUCGCAAGUAUCCAAAGUUCCCGGGAGAAAAUAUACAACAUCCCAGGUACAUAAAGUAGCCGACAAUGAAUCAGACUCUACUGAUAGUACUGGUACAGAAAAAGGGUUAUGCAGCCUAGAGAUGCACUCUAUGGGGCUACAAUCUACUGCAUCUGAUGUAUCCAACAAUGACGCAGCUAUUAAGGAACUUUCUAAAUUGUUAGCUGCCGCACAACCCAUUUUCCAACAAGGGAUAGGCACGUUAAAGGACAUUAAGGCCAGUAUAGAGUUGGAUCCACAUGCCGUUCCAAAGUUUUGUAAAGCUCGCACAGUACCUUAUGCCAUCCGACCAGCGGUUGAGGAGGAACUACGGAAACUGGAAGACUCUGGUAUACUCUCCCCAGUGGAAUGGAGUGAAUGGGCUACGCCCAUAGUUCCGAUGGUAAAGAAAGACAAAAUGGGAAGUAUCCGUAUUUGCGGAGAUUUCAAAAUGACAAUAAAUCCAGUACUACGGACUGUGCAGUAUCCUUUGCCUAAAAUAGAGGACAUCUUUGCAGCUCUCUCAGGGGACGACCGCUUCUCCAAAAUUGACCUAGCUCAAGCGUACUUGCAAAUGGAAAUUGAGGAGGCAUCUAAGAAAUAUUUAACCAUCAAUACUCACAAAGGUUUAUUACAAUAUAUCCGUCUUGUGUUUGGACUUUCUUCUGCCCCAGCAUUAUGGCAGAGAGCAAUGGAUCAAGUCCUACAAGGAAUACCAGGUACGCAAUGUUACCUGGAUGAUAUAAUUGUAACAGGCAAAGAUGAUGUGGACCACUUAAAUAAUCUGGAAAAAGUAUUAACCCGACUACAGGAAUAUGGACUCAGAGUAAAUAAAGAUAAAUGUGCAUUUUUCCAAGAAAGCAUUUCAUAUUGUGGACAUGUGAUUGAUAGAGAAGGCCUGCACAAAUCAAAUGAUAAAAUUGAGGCAGUACUACAAGCACCCCAGCCACAGUCUGUGUCACAACUGAGAUCUUACCUGGGCCUAGUUAAUUAUUAUCACAAGUUCUUACCAGACCUCUCUACAGUAAUACACCCGCUAAAUGCCCUACUACAGAAAAAUGCACGAUGGAAGUGGACAAAAGACUGUGAGAAAGCAUUCUCAGAAACAAAAAGAUUGAUUACAUCUGAUAAAGUCCUUACUCAUUUUGAUCCGAAACUACACAUCAGGCUGGCGUGUGAUGCGUCACCGUACGGCAUUGGAGCAGUGUUAUCACAUCAACUGAGAGAUGGUAGCGAGAAGCCAAUAGCGGUUGCUUCACGGUCUUUGACAGUGGCAGAGAAGAAUUAUGCGCAAAUUGAUCGAGAGGCCUUAAGUUUAGUAUGGGGAGUGAAGAAAUUUCAUCAAUUUUUGUAUGGGCAAAGAUUUACAUUAAUUACGGAUCAUCAACCACUGGUAUCAAUUUUUAACCCCCACAAGGGAGUCCCAGCCAUGACUGCAGCUCGGCUUCAAUGUUGGUCAUUAUUCCUGGGUGCUCAUAUAUAUGACAUUGAGUUUAAAGGAACAAAACUACAUGGCAACGCUGAUGGUCUAUCGCGUUCUCCCUUGCCCCCAAUGAAAGACCCGGUACUAUCAAAAGUAAUGAACUUAGCUCUCAAAGUAAUACCACCUAAACUGCGAAACAGAGUUUUGGAAAAUUUGCAUGAGGGUCACCAAGGCACAGUAAAAAUGAAGAAUCUUGCUAGAAGCUAUGUAUGGUGGCCAGGAAUCGAUGGUCAAAUUGAAACUUUGACAAAAGGGUGUGAAGGAUGUCAAAGAGUUCAAAAUGCACCACCUUUAGCCCCGUUACACCCCUGGGAAUGGCCUUCAUCUCCAUGGCAGCGGGUACAUAUUGACUUUGCUGGUCCAUUCAUGGAUUGUAUGUUUCUUAUUGCAGUGGACGCUCAUUCAAAAUGGCCAGAGGUAAUAAAGAUGAAAUCCACUACUUCUGAGAAAACUAUUGAUGUGCUGCGAACCAUCUUUGCUAGAAAUGGUCUACCGGACCAAGUGUGCAGUGACAAUGGGCCACAGUUUGUGUCCAUGGAAUUCAAAAAGUUCAUGCAAGACAAUGGAAUUAAACAUUUUACAUCAGCUCCACACCAUCCAGCCACUAACGGUUUGGCUGAGAGAUUUGUCCAAACAUUCAAAAAAGCUAUCAAGUCCAUGCACCAUGAACAUCUACCUUUGCAACACAAGAUUGACAACUUCUUGUUUAUUUAUCGUAGGACUGAGCACUCCACUACCGGUCAGCCUCCUGCGGUGCUAUUUAUGCAACGGAACUUACGGUCUCAGUGGGACUUGAUAAAACCGGAUGUAAGGCGGAAGGUACAUAACAAACAGUUUCAAUCAGUUUAUCAGAAACCUACUCGGUUCUUCCACAUUGGCCAAGAGGUUCUGGUCCUUGAUUAUAGAGGAGACAAAUGGCAACCGGGAAUAGUUUCUUCCAAAUCCGGCCCUCUGAUGUACGUGAUUGAAGUUGGAGGAGAAUUGUGGCGUCGCCACAUUGAUCAAAUCAUUGAGGCUGGGAGCCAAACUGACUGUACGUCGACAGUUGGACAUAGUCAAGCCAGUGAUGUGGGGGUUUAUGUAUACCCCUCUGGAACUGAUACAGAGACUGUUCCUGACACUGUGGAGGAAAUGUACCCCUCUGGGUCAGAUACAGAGACUGUUCCCAAACCUGUUAUGGAGUCACCUGAGCAUGAGGUUCCCUUAGUAACAACUGAUCCUGAACCUUCUAGUGUGAUUUCUGUGGAGCAGCCAGUCACUCUGGGAGUUAAAAAUCGGUAUCCAGACAGAGUUCGUAAGGCACCUCAAAGGCUUAAUUUGUAG